UUUUCUUCGUUUAAGAUAUAUCUUCCUUCUGGAUGCUAUUGCUAUUCAGUUCCGAACCCAGAAGCUGCUAUGAAUCGAGGUAAAACCAUUGGAUACGUAUAUGUUGGGCAAAGGCUGGCUGGAAGUUUCAAUCUUUUGGACGGUUGUCGAUAUGGGGUAGCUCAAGCUCUCAAGGAACUCAAGUCCUUAGGCAUAAAAACCGCAAUGCUCUCGGGAGAUAACCGAGCUGCUGCCAUGGAUGCUCAGGAACAGCUAGGGAAUGAACUUGACGCUGUUCAUCCAGAGCUUCUUCCAGAAGACAAGGCAAGAAUCAUCGACGAGUUCAAGAGCCAUGGACCGACAGCAAUGGUGGGCGACGGCCUAAAUGAGGCUCCGGCCAUAGCCAAAGCGGAUAUCGGAAUUGCGAUGGGGAUAUCCGGCUCGGCCCUUGCCACAGAGACAGGACACGCGGUUCUGAUGUCGAACGAUGUUAGAAAGAUCCCGAAAGCGAUAAGGCUGGCGAGGAGAUGCCAGAGGAAAGUGAUGGAGAAUGUGAUAUUGUCUGUGAGCAUAAAAGGAGGGAUCUUGGUUUUGGGUUUUGCAGGUUACCCUCUUGUCUGGUUAGCUGUUCUUGCAGAUGCCGGAACUUGUCUGGUCGUCAUCCUGAAUAGCAUGUUACUCCUACGGGACGAGCGAGAAGCCAUUAGCGGAUGUCAUCGUUCGGAGAAGACAACCUCUGAGUCUGUGUCUGAAUCGGUGAGAAUCGAGAAGGAAGAGGAUGAAAUCAGGGACCUUGAAGUUGGUUUGUUGAGCAAGGCAACCAAGGGGAGUUGCUGCUCUAGUUGCCGUGGGAAAAUUGUUUUAUUAUGUCCGAUCGGUAGAACAAAAAUUAACCAAUUUGACGUUCUUUCUUUUUCUUUCCCUUGGGAAAAUUGA
Molecule: messenger RNA, 915 nt
Organism: Tarenaya hassleriana
Lineage: Eukaryota; Viridiplantae; Streptophyta; Magnoliopsida; Brassicales; Cleomaceae
Product: cadmium/zinc-transporting ATPase HMA3-like
Exons: 2
Coding region: 70-915 (281 amino acids)
Cellular component (GO): membrane
Molecular function (GO): ATP binding; ATP hydrolysis activity; zinc ion transmembrane transporter activity
Source: RefSeq, a predicted model, not a curated record